AAGCAGCUCCGCAGCUGUUCGUUUGUUUUGGCGCCAAAUCGUCGGUGCAGAAGCAGAAGUGAGUUGAAGUGAUUAUCAUGACUAUUUAUGACCGUUGUGAAGUUUAUACGCGGUGACACUUCAAAAUAAGAAUGAAACCUCCAAACGUUACUUCGGUCCUACUUGUGGGGCUGCAAGAUUCCCACAAGUCUUCAUUUCUUAUGCAGGGAGCCGUGCACUACGCCGAGCAAGGUCAUACCAUCAUCUACAUCACUGCCAAUGAGUUUGACAGUCUCCCCCUUCCGAUACAAGGAAUGACACGGCCGACUCCAGAUGUCUUUUCCCUAAUCAAAUUUUUGUACCUUCCUUGUUGGCAAGAUCUUCUGCAGCAUGUCUACUCCCUGCACUUACAUGCACUUGUACCGACUGUGAUAAUUGUGGAUUCUCUUGAACACUUCUGUGCUGCACCUGAUCGCAGCGACGUAUAUGAACCUAGCAGCCGUGCCUCAGAGGCGUCCCAUGCUGCACUUGUUUGCGCUGCUUUGCUUGACGGUACAGCAGUGUGUGCCAAACGUUCCAAGGGUCAAGCCCAUUUAAUAGUGUCACUGAAUCAAGACUCAUCUGAUCCGAAAAUGUCCCCUCUGAUUGACAUCUAUUUUACUGAUGUUGUAUGGAUGUUUGAAAAGGCGAGUGCUAAUAGAAAUUCAUCAGGCGACACUGGUGAUUAUUCUAUGACCAAUUUAGAAACAACUGGUUCUUCCGUUAAACAUUAUAACAUUUCAUUCAGUCCAGAGCAAAGUGUUGGUGCUGUCGUAGUUAACAAAAUAUCUUUCUGGCAGAAAAUUCAGGGGGCUCCACCUUAGUCUUUUAUUCAAAAAGCACUAGUAUGUUGUUAUUUUUUUAAAAAAAUUGUUUUUAAUUCAUACUUUGUUUAUUAGUUAAUACACUAAUAAAUUAUUCAAGUAUUUCA
Messenger RNA from Thrips palmi, 949 nucleotides. RefSeq lists its product as uncharacterized. Bases 132 to 842 code for a protein of 236 amino acids. The record is from RefSeq and is a predicted model, not a curated record. Gene Ontology annotation, cellular component: Shu complex. Gene Ontology annotation, biological process: double-strand break repair via homologous recombination. The transcript is spliced from 3 exons. Lineage: Eukaryota; Metazoa; Arthropoda; Insecta; Thysanoptera; Thripidae. Gene Ontology annotation, molecular function: single-stranded DNA binding.